Phytophthora sojae is the source of this 438-nucleotide messenger RNA. RefSeq lists its product as hypothetical. The transcript has a single exon. Gene Ontology annotation, biological process: protein stabilization; negative regulation of apoptotic process. The record is from RefSeq and is a predicted model, not a curated record. The annotation marks the transcript as partial. Lineage: Eukaryota; Oomycota; Peronosporomycetes; Peronosporales; Peronosporaceae.
GAUGACCGAGGAGGACAAGCAGCAGCAGGCGGCCGCCGAGGCGGAGGCCCAGGCCCAGGCGGGCUCGGACGACGAGGAGGAGCCGCAGCAGGCCAAGAGCAAGCAGGACGAGAGCAGCGCCAUGGAGAAGCUCACGGACCGCGAGGAGGAGAAGGCCAUGGACGAGAACAAGAUGAAGCAGGCCUUCCAGGCGCUGCUCAAGCAGGAGGAGGCCGACAAGGAGGCCGAGCGCCAGCUGGAGAAGAAGCUGGCGGCCGUCAAGGUCAGCAAGGACGACGUGGCGCUCGUGGCCAGCGAGAUGGAGCUGUCCACGCAGCAGGCGGACCGCAAUCUGCGUGAGGCCGACGGCGACGUCGUCAAGUGCCUGCAGACGCUCAUCGCCGCCUAAAGACGCUGCAGUUGGACGAGCUGGAGGGUUAAUAGACUGUGACGCCGUUU